GCCCGGGAUGUUUGAUAUUCGGGCACUCUACGACAACAAAGGCAAGACUAUGUCAUUUAAGAUUCCAGCACGUUCAACAGGAAUUUGUAUACGAAAUAACUACCCACUUAUUGUCAAAUUGAAAUCCGACCAGUUACCUGUCGGCGACUAUUACUACGAUCGGUAUGACAUUGUCCUCACACGCUGUAAAGACUUUGAGGAAAUUCAUAUCGUAGGACCAGUGGAGCAAGAUAUCGAAUUCCAGGUAGAAAUAGUCGUCCAGUAUGUCGAUCAACGGUACGACCUCAGGAUAUACUAUGAGUAUCACACACCUCUUGUUUCCUCUCAUCAACAACGGUACCAGUGGACGUCCCAGUGGUCCUCGUGCUCAGUUACCUGUGGAACAGGUUUCAAGUCUCUCAUACACACGUGUACGGACAUUCCGUUACAGACAAUGGUGGAGGAUAAAAGAUGUAAGAUCAAGGAAUACCCUGCUGAGAAUAGAACAACAUGUAUUCAAAGAACUUGUACUGCAAGAUGGCACAGUGGUGACUGGAGCGCGUGUUCUACUACCUGUGGGGUCGGCACCUCUACAAGACAGGUGGUGUGCGUCAACGGUACGGAGUGUAAAGUAAACAGGUGUGCUCCACGUCCAUUACACGAGUGUCACCACCUCACCAAACCCAACAACACCAUGACAUGUCACCAGCAACCCUGUCAACCCGUCUGGCGAAUAACACACAAGUCAAACUGUUCACAAGUAUGCGGUAUCGGAGAGCAGAGACAAAUUAUAAAGUGCAUGAGUGUGACAAACGCGUCUUUAGAGGUUGAUGACUCGCUGUGUAAACCAGAGGACAAGCCUGCCGAGUUCAGCAUGUGCUGUUAUAAACACUGUCUUCACAUGAACGACGACAACAAAAAGGAGUGUACUGAUAAUACCUAUUGCGGUUUCUACGACGUCAGUCACUGUAUAUCUGGUAAUAUACGGAAGGUGUGCCCACAUAUGUGUAGAGUGUGUGGGUGUGUCGACAAGCCAGAAUGUGAAGGAAGAACAGCCGAUGCUUGUACAAAUUUUACUACCUGGGCCAAAACUUACUGUUCUAAAACAUGCGGUUUUUGUACUUCAAAAGGUGGAUACAGUGUUGAUCCGACUUACCUAUUACAGUGCAAAUAUGACUAACCUUUUACAGUGUUGAUCUGACUAACCUAUUACAGUGCAAAUAUGACUAACCUUUUACAUGUUGCGUGUCUGGUUAUCAGAUUACUUUUUGGAUCCAGCUAACGUUUUACAUUGACGUGGUUAUGGCCUCCCAAUUUCAG
Molecule: messenger RNA, 1299 nt
Organism: Mizuhopecten yessoensis (Yesso scallop)
Lineage: Eukaryota; Metazoa; Mollusca; Bivalvia; Pectinida; Pectinidae
Product: A disintegrin and metalloproteinase with thrombospondin motifs 13-like
Exons: 10
Coding region: 8-1159 (383 amino acids)
Biological process (GO): extracellular matrix organization
Cellular component (GO): extracellular matrix
Molecular function (GO): metalloendopeptidase activity
Source: RefSeq, a predicted model, not a curated record